Carassius auratus (goldfish) is the source of this 1199-nucleotide messenger RNA. RefSeq names its product mucin-5AC-like. NCBI's taxonomy places the organism in Eukaryota, Metazoa, Chordata, Actinopteri, Cypriniformes, Cyprinidae. The coding region runs from base 81 to 1199 and encodes 372 amino acids. The transcript has 2 exons. The record is from RefSeq and is a predicted model, not a curated record.
CAAUCUUGGCUUCCACAACCACACCUCUGACAUCGACAACUAUAGCACCAGUAUCAACAACUGAUACAGCAACAACAACUAUGCAUGAUGCCACAACAACUAUUGAUACAACAACAAUAUUGGCUUCCACAUCGGGCGCCCCAACAUCCUCAACUACAGCAACAGCGUCAACAACAACUGAUUCAGAAACAACAACUCUGUCUGACACCACUACAACUACUGAUGCUAUACGUUUGACUUCCACAACUACCCCUUCAGCAUCUACGACUGUAGCAACAACAUCAACAAAAAUAGACGAAUCAACUACAACUUUGUCUGAACCCACAACUGCAACUGAUGCAACCACAAUCUUGGCUUCCACAACCACAUCUCUGACAUCGACAACUAUAGCACCAGUAUCAACAACUGAUGCAGCAACCACAUCAACAAAAAUAGACGAAUCAACUACAACUUUGUCUGAUCACACAACAGCAACUUAUGCAACCACAAUCUUGUCAUCCACAUCCACACCUCUGACAUCGACAACUAUAGCACCAGUAUCAACAACUGAUAAAGCAACCACAACUCUGUCUGGAACCACUACAACUAAUGAUGCAACAACAUCUUUUGAUUCCACAACCACCGCGCUAAUGUCAACAACUGAUGCAUCAACCAAAAUUCUGUCUGACACCACAACAACUACUGAUGCUACAAGAAGUUUUGAUUCCACAAGCACCCCUCUAAUGUCAACCACUGAUGCAUCAACUAAAUCUCUGUUUGACACAACUACAACUACUGAUGCAACAAGUUUGACUUCCACAACCACCCCUUCAACAUCUACGACUGUAGCAACAACAUCAACAAAAAUACACAAAUCAACCACAACAUUGUCUGAACCCACAACAGCAAAUGAUGCAACCUCAGUUUUGGCUUUUACAACCACCUUUCCAACAUCCUCAACUGUUGAACCAACAUCAACAACAUCUGAUGCAGCAACCACUACUCUGUCUGACACCACAUCAACAACUGAUGCAACCACAAUCUUGGCUUCCACAACCACACCUCUGACAUCGACAAUUAUAGCACCAGUAUCAACAACUGAUAGAGCAACAACAACUAUGCAUGACGCCACAACAACUAUUGAUAUAACAACAAUUUUGGCUUCCACAUCCAGCGCCCCAACAUCCUCAACUACACACCCCGCUAAUGUCAACCAGUGA